Molecule: messenger RNA, 1558 nt
Organism: Prunus persica (peach)
Lineage: Eukaryota; Viridiplantae; Streptophyta; Magnoliopsida; Rosales; Rosaceae
Exons: 2
Coding region: 681-1355 (224 amino acids)
Source: RefSeq, a predicted model, not a curated record
UCAAGAGCCGAAUAAUUAGCGUCGUGCAAGUAGAAUCUUAUAUAUUUUAUCAUGUAUUAAAAUAUUUAAUUAAACGUUAAUGAGUUGCCUCCCGGAAGCUAAUGAUUUGUUAAGUUCUUUUAAUUUGUGUCAAGGGUGAGAUUAAGAAUCCGAUUCCUAUGAUCCUUCCUAUAUUCCUUUAUUCAUAAUUUCCUUUUUUUUUUCCUUAUAAUUAAGAGGUUUGUUGGUUUUUUGUUUUGUUUUUUAUGUUAAUGGAUAAAAACGAGAACCAUACUCUUGUUGUACGUAAAAGUAGGCGCGCUUAGUUGUAGCUAUAAACCAUCGCCUUUAAAAAUAGCUAAUUUACAAUUUGAUAAUAGAAUGAGUGAAUGCACGCACGAGACUUCUUUAACUACCGUGAUUUAGCCAAUAAUUUGGGCAGACAAACUAGUACUAAAGGACCAUAAUUAUUUAUCCUAGUUGGUACUUGUUAGUUUUCUUUAUCUCAUUUUCUAACAUGGCCAGUUGGAUAUUGCAGUGUCUAUGAAUUUAAAAGCAACCGGGGUCGAGUGCCCCUAUAUAUAUGUGAGUGCUUCUAGGUUCUAUCCCAAGCCAAAGUUGAAGCUUCAUAUUGAGAUUUGAGAAACUAAAGAAAAAGAAAAAAAAAGAGAGAGCUAGCUAAAAACACAUAGAACACACAAAUGGCUUGCUGGUCUGCUGAGAAUGCCACAAAAGCCUACCUCAAAACCUUAAAAAUGGGCCAGAAGGCAAACGAGCCAGAUGUGGUUGAGUUCAUUUCAGCUCUAGCAGCCGGGAACAAUGCACAGCAAAUGGUUGUGGCUUGUGCUGGCGCUGCUGACUCCACCAUUCUAGCCCUUGUUGCUGCUGCUCAGCAAACUGGCGGCAGAGUGGUCUGCAUCCUUCGUGGGAACGAAGAGAUGCAGUUAUCUGAGAAAAUCCUUGGCAUCAAUGUAUGUCACAUUGAAUUUGUGAUUGGGGAGGCCCAAAAUCUUCUUCUAAACUACUACAAGGAGGCUGAUUUUGUGCUCAUUGAUUGCAACCUUAAGAACCAUGAGGCCAUUCUUAGAGCAGUGCAGAUGGGGAAGAAGCAAAAUGGAGCUAUUGUUGCGGGGAAUAACGCUUUUGGCAAAGGGUCGUGGCGGUCCGGCGGAUCGAGAACUCAGUUGCUGCCUAUAGGAGGUGGAUUGUUGGUGACAAGAAUUGCAGCACCAAAGAAUGAAAGCAGCAAAAUGGUUGGGAUCAAUGGUAGUGGAAAAAAGAGCCAUUGGGUUGUCAAGGUAGAUAAGUGCACAGGUGAAGAGCAUGUGUUUAGGGUCAGAUCAUCAUUUCCACAAGGGAAGGGGAUCGCAGCAUAAGCUUAAACUUUAAUUAAUUACUCGCUCCAAAUAUCAAUUCGUUUUGUUUUAAGAGAAGACUUAAUUUUCCCUUGUGUUUCUUCUCUCAGAACAAAAAUGAAGCAUUAGCAUUAGAUAGAUCUUAUUAGAAUGUAUAUAGCAAGUGAUGUACAUGUACCAGUUAUAUUAAGUCUAUUUAUAAUGAAUGGCUUAGUUUGUUUGAA